AUGUAUUCUGGGAAUUACAAAGCGUGUCAGAAGGUGGAAAAAGAGGAUAAGAGAUUUACGGAGAAGGAGGUGCAGCAGUGGUACAAGGGCUUUAUCAAGGACUGCCCCAGCGGGCAGCUCGAUGCCGCCGGCUUUCAGAAGAUCUAUAAGCAGUUCUUCCCCUUCGGCGACCCAACCAAAUUCGCCACUUUUGUUUUCAACGUCUUCGAUGAGAACAAAAACGCGGACGGGAAGCUGACGCUGCAGGAAUUUCAGGAGGGCUCCAAGGCCGACCCCUCCAUCGUGCAGGCGCUCUCCCUCUACGACGGGCUCGUAUAG
Messenger RNA from Opisthocomus hoazin, 318 nucleotides. The record is from RefSeq and is a predicted model, not a curated record. Lineage: Eukaryota; Metazoa; Chordata; Aves; Opisthocomiformes; Opisthocomidae.